Molecule: messenger RNA, 2342 nt
Organism: Carica papaya (papaya)
Lineage: Eukaryota; Viridiplantae; Streptophyta; Magnoliopsida; Brassicales; Caricaceae
Product: cysteine-rich RLK (RECEPTOR-like protein kinase) 3
Biological process (GO): protein phosphorylation
Molecular function (GO): protein kinase activity; ATP binding
Source: RefSeq, a predicted model, not a curated record
CUGAAAAACUGAAACUCGGUUGCAUUAUGAUACUUUUCCUCUUCCUUCCUUCCUUCCUUCCUUCUCUUUCCCUCAUUCAAUCUCUUUGCUUGCCAAGCAAACAGAGUAAGCCUCCGUAGAAUCCCAUCUUAUCUUUAUGGUUUUCUCUCAUCUUCAGCCUUCACUUUUUCUUUUCUUCUUCUUCUUUUCUUUCUGCCUCAAUCCCUCUGUUUCUGAUCCAAGAGCAACGCAGGCAGCUUUAAUAUGUACUAACAGGACCGCUUCCCUGCUAGACAGACAAACUUUUAUCUCAAAUUUCUUAGCUACGUUUGACAUACUUACACCACUCGUCGCCACCCAACGAUUUGCGGCUGUCAUCAACGGCACCGGUAACACCACCGUCUACUCCUUCGGUGAGUGCAUGAAGGAUCUUGAUCAAAAGGACUGUAACCUCUGUUUCGCUCGGUGCAAGACCCAGAUCCUCAAGUGCCUUCCUUUUCAAUUAGCCACGCGUGGGGGAAGACUCUUCUUUGAUGGCUGCUACAUAAGGUACGACGAUUAUGAUUUCUUUAACGAGACCCUGAGUCCAGCAGAUCGAGCUGUCUGCGCUAUUAAAGACGUCGGCUUCAACCAAACGCUGUUUAGGGCUAAUGCGCUCGAGUUGACGAGGAACUUGAGCUCGCGAGCACCGAAGAACGAUGGGUUCUCUACAGGGAAGGUGGAAAGAGGGAACGUGACUGUUUAUGGGUUGGCUCAGUGUUGGGAAUUGGUAAACGGCAGCGCUUGCGAGGAUUGCUUGACGAAUGCGGCGUCUAGAAUUGCUUCUUGUCCUCCUAAGGAAGAAGGCAGGGUGUUGAAUGCUGGUUGUUACUUGAGGUACUCUACUCGAAAAUUUUAUAAUAAUUCAGACCCUGCUUCUUCUUCGAUUGGAAGCAAUGGAGGACGUCGCCAUUUGGCUGUUAUUUUGGCGGGUGUAUCAUCUGGUAUGGCUUCUGGGCUUAUUUUAGCAGCGGCUUUUUACUCGGUAAGGAAGAAAUUGUUGAAGAAAAGGAGAGAGGAGCAAUUAGGGCCCUUAUUAGCUACUGUUAAUAAAUCCAAUCUGAAUUUCUCAUAUGAUACCCUUGAAAAGGCCACAAAUUACUUUGCCUCCUCUAAUAAGCUAGGACAAGGAGGAUCAGGUUCAGUUUACAAAGGAAUUCUACCAGAUGGUACUAUCAUUGCCGUAAAGAGGCUGUUUUUCAACACAAGACAAUGGGUGGAUCAUUUCUUUAAUGAAGUCAACUUGAUCAGCGGCAUCCAUCAGAAGAAUCUUGUGAAAUUGUUGGGAUGCAGCAUCACAGGACCUGAAAGCCUUCUCGUCUACGAAUAUGUGCCGAAUCAGAGCCUUCACAAUCACCUCUUUGUUGGAAGGAAUAUCCAACCACUUACAUGGGAGAUGAGGUAUAAAAUUGUAUUGGGUACCGCUGAGGGCUUGUCCUACCUUCAUGAAUCCAAGUUAAGAAUCAUUCACAGAGACAUAAAACUUAGCAAUAUUCUGCUCGAUGACGACUUCACACCGAAAAUUGCAGAUUUUGGACUUGCCAGAUUUUUUCCAGAGGAUAAGACUCACAUCUCAACUGCCAUUGCUGGAACACUAGGUUACAUGGCUCCUGAAUAUGUUGUUUCCGGUAAGCUGACUGAGAAGGCAGAUGUUUAUGGUUUUGGGGUUCUUGUAAUUGAAGUCAUCACUGGGAAGAGGAAUAAUUCCUUCUCAUCACUAGAUUCAGUCUCUAUUCUACAAAUGGUUUGGAACCUAUAUGGAAGUGGGAGAGUAUUCGAGGCAGUUGAUCCCGUGUUAGAGGAUAACUUCAAAGAAGAAGAGGCAUCGAAAUUACUCCAAAUAGGCCUACUCUGUGUGCAAGCUUCUGCUGAGCUACGGCCAUCAAUGUCAAUUGUGGUGAGAAUGCUUAAAGAUGAACACGAAGUUCAUCAGCCGACACAACCACCAUUUCUCAAACCAGGCACCUUGGAGACUAGGCUAGUGAAUCCCACUGCAAUGGAGAAAACUUCUCAGCCGGAUUCCCAGACAGGAUCUUCAGGAAAUAGCAUGACUCAAAGCUUACUUUAUCCUAGAUGAUCCCUUGCUUGUUGUUUGUUGGGUAGUUGGUUUUUUAGUUCUCUGACUUAGUGGCAUUUCCUUCCAUGGAUCUUCUGCUAAUUUCAGGGGUUAGACAUUUGUUGGAUGCCUGUCAAUAUGAUCAGAUUCUUGUAAAUGUUGGAGGAGUUUUAUGAAGCAGGCUGCUCUUUUGUAAAUUUAGAUGUAGAGGCGGACAUACACACACAUAUGUAUGUAUGAGAACUGUUAUAAUAUGAUAAAUUUUGUA